AUGGUGGGACUGACCCUGCUGCGCCAGGCUCUCGGUGCUCUGCACUCUGGGAUCCAGCAUGAAGAGGAGCAGCCUCAAUUUUCAGAUGAUCCUCAAUCAAAACAAGAUCCCAAAUCAAAACAAGAAUCAGUGCCUUUGGAAGCAGAAAUUCCUAUGGAAGAACUCUUUUCUGCCCCUGCAGCCCAAUAUCUGCUACCUGUACUUGGGGAAACUCCCCCUGGAGACCCCCCUGAUCCAAAAAAAUGUUCUCCUCGAGAAUUCUUGGAGUUUUACAUCUUCCCAGUGCUCUUGCCAGGACUGGCUGCACUUCUGUAUGAAGUAGAGAAGGAGAAGUGUUUAGAGGGAAAAAGAACCAAAUUUAUACCCACUGAUUUCCUAACUGAGUGGUUAUACAACAAGAAUCCAAAGAGGAAAGAUGAGUCAUUCACAGAAUUGUUUUCCAUUCCUUUUGUUAAGGACUGGCUAAAGGACCAUCCUAGACCACCAGUUCCUCUAUCUCUGCUUCUGUCAGAAGAAGAAGCAAGCAUACUAAUCCAGUCCUUCUGGAGAGGUUAUCGGGUUCGUUGUGACAGCGAAAUACAAGAGCUCCGUCAGUGGCAAAAGAAGCUGAGAGAGGAGAGGUACAUUAAUGAGGUGGUGAGAAAAUUCUGGGCUAAACAGGAAGCCAAAGGAUUCACUGGCUCCUCAGCCAGUGUGCAUUUUCCCAGCCUCUGUGGAAAAUGCAGGGAGUGA
Messenger RNA from Haemorhous mexicanus (house finch), 732 nucleotides. It is a transcript of the gene IQCK, whose product is annotated as IQ motif containing K. Bases 1 to 732 code for a protein of 243 amino acids. Gene Ontology annotation, molecular function: protein binding. The record is from RefSeq and is a predicted model, not a curated record. The transcript is spliced from 9 exons. NCBI's taxonomy places the organism in Eukaryota, Metazoa, Chordata, Aves, Passeriformes, Fringillidae.